AAGUAGUGGUCAAAAGAAGCUGAAAUCGGCAAGAUCCGAUCGAUAUUUAUUGACAAUAGGUUACUGGUGUUUCAAAAUAGAGACACAGGAAUUUUCAAGAUGAAUUACACCGAGUCCAGCCCAUUGGCAGAAUCAACAGCCAUAGGUUUCACACCUGAGUUAGGAAGUAUCACACCUGUGCCUUCCAAUGAGACCACCUGCGAAAACUGGCGAGAGAUACAUCAUCUAGUGUUUCAUGUAGCAAAUAUUUUUUUUGCCAUUGGGUUGGUUCUUCCAACUACUCUUCACCUUCAUAUGAUACUUCUUAGGGGAAUGUUAACUAUAGGAUGUACCCUUUAUAUCGUCUGGGCCACUCUCUACCGCUGUGCCUUGGAUAUCAUGAUCUGGAACUCUGUGUUCCUGGGGAUCAACGUUUUGCAUCUUUCAUAUCUUUUGUACAAGAAGAGACCGGUGAAGAUCGAAAAGGAACUCAAAGGCAUCUACCAGCGAUUGUUUGAACCACUCCGUGUGCCUCCAGAUCUGUUCAAAAGAUUAACAGGACAGUUUUGCAUGAUCCAAACGUUGAAAAAGGGCCAGGCCUAUGCUGCAGAGGAUAAAACCUCAGUUGACGACCGUCUGAGUAUUCUCCUGAAAGGAAAAAUGAAGGUCUCCUAUCGAGGACACUUUCUGCAUAACAUUUACCCCUGUGCCUUCAUAGAUUCUCCUGAAUUUAGAUCAACCCAGAUGCACAAAGGUGAAAAAUUCCAGGUCACCAUUAUUGCAGAUGAUAACUGCAGAUUUUUAUGCUGGUCAAGAGAAAGGUUAACCUACUUUCUGGAAUCAGAGCCUUUCCUGUAUGAAGUAUUUAGAUAUCUUAUAGGAAAAGACAUUACAAAUAAGCUCUACUCAUUGAAUGAUCCCACCUUAAAUGAUAAAACAAUCAAAAAGUUGGACCACCAGCUCAGUCUUUGCACGCAGCUCUCCAUGCUGGAAAUGAGGAACAGCAUAGUCAGCACCAGUGACAGCGAGGACGGCUUACACCAGUUUCUUCGGGGCACCUCCAGCGUGUCCUCUCUUUAUGUGCCAUCCCCACACCAGCGAGCCUCUGCCAAGAUGAAGCCAAUAGAAGAAGGAGUGGAGGAUGACGAUGAGGUCUUUGAACCAGAGACUCCAAAUACAUUCAAAGUUCGCCAAUUGCCUUGAUCUGGAGAGAGGAUUCAAGUUACCAAGAAGGAAACUCUCUUGAAGAGAUCCUGAAAAAUACCAGCACUUUUUCACGGCUUUUAGAUUUUUCUGCUUUAACACACCCAGCCUGGUAGAGUCUGAGGGCAGGAACAUGAUGGAGAUUCAAAAAUGGGAAGGUUGGGAGUUCCCUGGUGGCCUAGCAGUUAAGGACCUGGCAUUGUCAUAACUGGCAAGGGUUUGAUCCCUAGCCUGGGAACUUCCCCAUGCCAUGCACAUGGCAAAAUAAAAAAAAAUGGGGGAGGGAGGUAUCUCUGCUGUCUUCACUGGUCAGCUUUUUGUUUUACUGAGCCUUCUGACUAAACCUAGUGCUAUUUUUGAGAGAGAUAUUUUCACAGUAUUUUCUAGAUAUAUUAUCACUUAACUUAAAAUCUUAGCGCUUUGUCAUCGCAAAUGCCUUCACUUUCUCCUUCCAAGUUAUUGUGGGUUUUCUUCAGAGAUGAUUUUUUUUCUGCCACGGCAGUGGGGUUGUCUGUGUGAUCAUUUUAACAAGGUCAAUCUGAAAUCGAGGCUGAGGUAACAUCUAAAGGCAGGGACUCUCAGGCUUUGUUGACUCUUUCGGAUGGAAAAGUUUAAAGAAAGAUGUGAUGUCACUCAUGCAGAUUUUUCUCUCAGGCCGGACACGUACCGGAUCGCCUCACUUAGGUGGGCCCUGUGUGGGUGGCUUGAUAAUGGACAAAACUCGUCAGACUUUGCUCACAUCUCCCUUGUAGAGCGAUGUUCAUAAGCGGGGCUGAAACCUAAAGAAGGAUGACAGAUGGAAGCUGUUCUGAGCUCAGCGCCGGCCUUCGGCUAAACCAACUCACUGGCCAUGUGGAGCCAUCUGGCCCCACAUGCUGCUGCAGGAAGCACGUUACUUGGGGCAGGAUGAUUGAGGAGUCAAGGGGCCAAUCAAGUGGCCCAGGAUGACAGGGCCAUCAGAGCCACUGCACUCUUUUGUUGCUCUUCUGACGUUUCAGAUUAUUCCUCCAGGGCCAUGGCUGUUUGUUCUGAUGUGUCCGGGUGUGGGGUACCAAGGCCGGACACAUGGACACAGCGGUGGGCAGCUAGUCCACCACAGGCCUGUGUGAGCACCAGCCUAGCUAGUGCCGUGAGGGCCUUAACUCCAGAAAUGAUGGUAUUUGGGAAAUUAGCAGUUUGCUUGAAUCGUCAGGCUGGUCAGUGUGACGGUGGCACUUGGCCAGGCCACCCACGGGGGGAAGCCCCCUGAUGGGCUGUGCCCCACUUACCCCCACUGACUUUUAUUUUGGUCAGUGGGGGUACCAACAUACCACUGGUACCAAUGUUGAAGCAGUCCCCUGUGAUGUUAAAUAGCCAAGAAAAGUUGCAAAUGAGAUUAUUUUCAGGUGAGCUGAGCCAAAAGCAUCUUUUGCCAAGAGGUGAUUUCUGUUAGAGAAGAUAUUAAAAAAAAAAAAAAAAAAAGCUACUCUAGGGUCACCUCAUUUUCCUAAACUCAUUUUUAAAAGCCAGUCAUUUUAGUCAUUUCACUGGAGUUAAAUUUACAUGCUUGGUCACUCACUGAGAAAACUUGCCCAGACUGGAUAUCCAGCUCUGAAUGUAUUUAUCACAUGUGGGCUUAUUAACCUCACAGUAGAACGGCUGACUUCACUUUACUGCUAUCAUGGUCUCUUCUAUUUGCUAAAGUGUCAUUUUAU
Sus scrofa (pig) is the source of this 2876-nucleotide messenger RNA. It is a transcript of the gene POPDC1, whose product is annotated as blood vessel epicardial substance. The record is from RefSeq and is a predicted model, not a curated record. Gene Ontology annotation, cellular component: sarcolemma. Lineage: Eukaryota; Metazoa; Chordata; Mammalia; Artiodactyla; Suidae. Gene Ontology annotation, molecular function: cAMP binding. Gene Ontology annotation, biological process: regulation of membrane potential; striated muscle cell differentiation; heart development.